Vombatus ursinus (common wombat) is the source of this 440-nucleotide messenger RNA. RefSeq names its product lymphotactin-like. Lineage: Eukaryota; Metazoa; Chordata; Mammalia; Diprotodontia; Vombatidae. Gene Ontology annotation, cellular component: extracellular region. The record is from RefSeq and is a predicted model, not a curated record. The transcript is spliced from 3 exons. Gene Ontology annotation, molecular function: CCR chemokine receptor binding; chemokine activity. Bases 14 to 361 code for a protein of 115 amino acids. Gene Ontology annotation, biological process: lymphocyte chemotaxis; positive regulation of GTPase activity; immune response.
UCCAACAGCAGUCAUGAAGCUCUUCCUCUUGGCUCUUAUCUGUUUCUAUAGCCCCACAGCAUGCGUGGUGGAAGGUGUAGGAAGUGAAGUCAUAAAAAAGAGUUUUUGUGUGAGCUGGAGCCAGCCCCUACAAAGCAAGAGGGUGAAGAGCUACGCCAUUGAUGAGGGCCCCAUGACAGCAGUGAUUUUUAUCACCUGCAAGGGGUUUAAAAUCUGUGCUGAUCCUGAGGCCAAUUGGGUAAAAAAUGUCAUGAAUUCUGUGGACAGAAGAACCACCACAAGGAAAGCAACCAGGCCAACAGCCUCACAACCACCUACUAACAAGGCCAUUCUCAAGUUUGGGCUGACACCAUCUUUCUAGGUGUGUGAUGGAUUGGAUUCAAGCAGGGGUGGAGAACCCGCAUCCUUGAGGCCACAUGUGACCCACUAAGUCCUCAGGG